Molecule: messenger RNA, 5952 nt
Organism: Monodelphis domestica (gray short-tailed opossum)
Lineage: Eukaryota; Metazoa; Chordata; Mammalia; Didelphimorphia; Didelphidae
Source: RefSeq, a predicted model, not a curated record
AUGAACCCUCUCUUCUGCCCCUGAGGUUGGAACUCAUUUCACCAGUGUAGUUAUCAAUUCUAAGACCAAUAUGAUAAUUUCUAGAGCAGUGAAGGCAAAACUACAGCAUGGGUGCCAAAGAUGGCGCACACAGUUCUCUCUUUGGGCACACCCUCCCUCCAUACCCCCACUCCCAGAGUCUGUUACUAGAAAAGCAGAGGGAGUUAGGCAGAGCUGCUCCCCUCCUCUCCAAACGAAACUUUCAUCACUUGCCCCUCUGCCGAGCAGCCCAAUGGAAGUGCUUCUUCCUUCCCCUGUCUAGGUUAAGGGGUGGGGUGGGGCAAGGCAUUUGAUCUCUAUAAGGUUUGCCAUCACUAUUCUAGGGCAUAGGAUUCAGAGUUUGUCCCUGAAUGGGGCUGUGUAAUGAACUAAUCAAAGGGUAAGAAGAUGGGGUAGAAUUUUCUACCUGUCAUAGCCAGUCUGAAGGCUUGUCUCCAACACAGCUGCACCUGCACUUUUCCUCAACACUUCCCCCUCUACCUCCUCUCUCUGUUAUGGAAGCUGCCAAUAUCCCCUCUUCCAUCUUGGUGCCAACCCCUCCAGGCAGUUAUAUUCUAACCCUAACUGGAACCCUCAAAGCAUCAUCUAGAACAUGUUAACUGAGAACAUUCCUUUCCCUUCCCAGAAUGCUCCUCCACAGUCCCUCCAUCACCUCAUGAUUGCAGCAGCCUUUUGGAGGGCCAGCUGUGGAGUGAUGACCAGUGAAAAGGGCCCAGCUCUUCCUCUUUGGACCCACAAGAUGUGCAGAUGCACCCUCUGGGACUCUGUAACAACAACGAUGAAGAAGACUUGUAUGAAUAUGGCUGGGUGGGAGUAGUGAAGCUGGAGCAACCAGAGCUGGACCCGAAGCCGUGUCUCACUGUCCUCGGCAAGGCCAAGCGAGCUGUCCAGCGGGGAGCUACUGCGGUCAUCUUUGACGUGUCGGAAAACCCGGAUGCCAUCGAUCAGUUAAACCAGGGCUCCGAAGACCCGCUGAAGAGGCCGGUGGUGUAUGUGAAAGGCGCUGAUGCACUCAAAUUGAUGAACAUCGUUAAUAAGCAGAAAGUGGCUCGAGCAAGGAUUCAGCAUCGGCCCCCCCGGCAACCCACUGAGUACUUUGACAUGGGCAUUUUCCUGGCUUUCUUUGUGGUGGUCUCCUUGGUUUGCCUCUUCCUUCUUGUCAAAAUCAAGCUGAAGCAGAGGCGCAGCCAGAAUUCCAUGAACAGACUGGCUGUGCAGGCUCUGGAGAAGAUGGAAACCAGGAAGUUCAAGUCUAAGAGUAAGGGCUCCCGGGAAGGGAGCUGGGGAGCCCUGGACACCCUCAGCAGCAGCUCCACUUCGGACUGUGCCAUCUGUCUGGAGAAGUACAUUGACGGCGAGGAGCUCCGUGUGAUUCCUUGUACUCACCGAUUCCACAAGAAAUGCGUGGACCCCUGGCUGCUCCAGCACCACACGUGUCCCCACUGCCGUCAUAACAUAAUAGAACAAAAGGGGAACCCGGGCCCAGGCUGCGCAGAGCCCGGUAACCCCACGCGGAGCCGGCAGCCCAGGGUCAUCCUCCCUGUGCAUUACCCAGGCCGCGUGCACAGGACCGGCCAGAUCCCGGCCUAUCCCAUGCGGACGAGCAUGGACUCCCAAGGAAACCCCAUCACCCUGCUCACCGUCGACCCCCACGGGGAGCAGGGCCUGUAUGCGGGCCAGGCCCCAGCCUACCUCUCCGGCUACCCGGCGCUUCACCUGGAGCACGCCCUGGCCCCGCACCGCUGCGGCCUGGAGCCCCGGCCUUACGCCUUGCGGAGGCCCAAGCUGGGUGGACGCGGGCCGGCCAAGGCCGCCUGCCUCCCCCAGUACGAGACCGUGUACCAGCACUACUACUUCCAGGGCCUCAGCUACCCCGAGCAGGAGGCCCCGGCCGCGGCCGCCCAGGGCUCCUCCCGGGCCUUCCAGGCGGCCGCCGGCGGCCUGCUCUUCCCCGCCGCGGUGCGCAUGGCGCCCUCCUCCCACCUGGAGAGCGGAAGCGCUUCGAGCUUCAGCUGCUACCACGGCCACCGCUCGGUGUGCAGCGGCUACCUGGCGGACUGCCCGGGCAGCGACAGCAGCAGCAGCAGCAGCGGCGGCGGCGGCGGCGGAGGCUCGUCCGGCCAGUGCCGCUGCUCGUCCAGCGACUCGGUGCUCGACUGCACCGAGGUCAGCAACCAGGGCGUCUACGGGAGCUGCUCCACCUUCCGGAGCUCGCUCAGCAGCGACUACGACCCCUUCAUCUACCGCAGCCGCAGCCCCUGCCGGACGGCCGAGAGCCGGGGGCCCCCCCGCGAGGAGCGGCGGCCCGGCACGGCCUCCCCCUCCGGGGACCAGCUGUCCAGCUGCAGCCUCGAGGUCAACUACAGCAGCCAUUCCUCUCUGGAGCACAGGGAUGCCGGCGCCUCUACCUCAGAAGGAGGGCCCGAGGCUCCCCCGGGGGCCACGUGGGACGUCAGGAGGCCCUGGAGGGGCCCCGAGGCCUCCGCGGCCGCCCCGGACUCAGCGUGCGCCUGCUGCUUCGAGGCCCCGCGCCUGGCUCUGGAGGCCGGCGGGGGAGCCUCGUGUCGGACCGACGGGCCCAGGGGCGGGGGCCUGCCCUGCUACUUCUAUGAAGAGAAGCCGGGGGCCCCGGGGGGCGGCGGCUGCUACACGGAGGACUACGCGGUCAGCGUGCGCUACGCGCUGGCCGACGAGAGCCUGCCCAGCUGCUACGGGGGGCCGAGGGAGCUGGGCCAGCGCAUCCCCAUCAUUCCUGAGGACGUGGACUGUGACGCGGUCCUGCCCACAGACUGCCGCGGGGCCCGACGCUACAGCUCCUGGGACGAGCCCCCCGAGGCGGGCCCGCCGCCCCGCCGGCUGCUCGGAGAGGCCCGCCAGGACAGGGAUCUGGCCUUCCAGCUUCCCCACGAGGACGAGAGCCGGGCCUUCUUCCCGCGGGCCCCCCGGGACUCCCCAGAGGCGGUGCCCCCCACGGAGGCGGCAGGCCUGGGGUCUCCCCCUCACCCACCACUGGACAGAAGCGGCAGGGUCGUCUGAACUCAGAUGGACUUUUAGCCCAAAACAGCGACUCGGCAGAGACUCCAAAUUGUUUGACUUCCUUUCAAAAGAAAAAAAAAACAAAACUUUUUUUAGCUUUGACAAACAGAAAAGUGGUAAUAUGGAGAGCCGGCCCUCCCCUCCCCCUCACCAAGCCGCCACGGCCAAGGCGCCGAGCCCCUCCCUUCCAGACAAAUGUUUAUUCUUGUAUUCUCAGACGUGUGCGCUUGGGCUUCACAGUGGGCUAGGCCUGAGCUCUCUGUUUUUUAAAAAUAUUCUAUGUAAAUGUAAAAAGUGUUAUUUAAAUAUAUAUUUUUAAAAAUCUUUUAACUCACCAACUUUUGCUGAAAAGAAAACUCGCACACGACUGCAUCCAAUAAGUGUGUCUUGUAGCGGCGCCUCCCUGAGGGAGGUCAGGCCUUCCACGUGCACUCAGGGCUGUCCCUGCCUUAGAAACCCAGCCAGACGCUAGAAGAGGGCUCCGAGGCUGUGGGUGCAGAUCGAGAGGGCCACCGUCGUGCCUUUGUUCUUCUGGGGCCCUGGAAGGCUCCCCUGCUCUGGGAAGGCCGGCCCCAUCGGGAUGGGAGUGAGAAUGGGGUUUGGGUCCAGUCUGAUGGGGGUGGCAGCCAGGGAGGAGGCCGGCCUCCAUUGUCUGCCACUUUUCUCUCCUUGGGCAGAUGUGGGGCCCAGCUGUCCCUUCCCUUCUCUUCUGUGGCUGCAGACGUGCACCAGGUGUGAUGGUACGGGAGCCUCGGCACACGAGCACCCUUGGGAUCCACUUCUGUGGAAGCCGCUGCUGGGGGGCAGGGGGGCGGCAGAGAGCUGAGGAGAUCUUUCUGAGGCCUCGCCGUCUGGGAACGCAGCUCUUUCUGGUUAAGCGUGUUGCUCUCCUAUCCUGCCUUUGCUUAUUCUUUGAAGGAAGUCCUUAUGCUGCCCAGUGCCAUGAACCUCUCAUGAAGUGCUCUUUAUUUUGUUCACUAUUUAUUGCCUGCCUGCCUUCCUGCCUUCCUUCCUGCCUUCCUUCCCUUUCUCCUGCCUCCCUCCCUGCCUGCCUUCCUUCCUUCCCUCUUUCCUGCCUGCCUUCCUUCCCUCUUGCCUUCCUGCCUUCUUUCCCUUCCUGUCUGCCUUCCUUCCUUCCCUCUUGCCUUCCUGCCUUCUUUCCCUUCCUGUCUGCCUUCCUUCCUUCCCUCUUGCCUUCCUGCCUUCUUUCCCUUCCUGUCUGCCUUCCUUCCUUCCCUCUUGCCUUCCUGCCUUCCUGCCAUUCUUCCUUCCUUCAUGCCUGCCUCCCUCCCUCCCUUCCCUUUCUCCUUCCUCCCUCCCUUCCUUUCCUCCUUCCUUCCUGCCUUCCUUUAAAGCCUGACAGGCCUGGUGGCUGGCUGUAAGCCAGCAAGAGCUUCUGCCCUCCCUAUGGCCCAGAACAUUCCCCUCCCUCACUAGUGAGGAGGCAUCUGGGAGAGAGCAAAGAUGCCACCCCCUGGGCAGGCCGAUGGGUGAGGCUCCUUCAGGGCCUGCAGGGUGGCCGGCUCUGAGCCAGCACUUGGGCUUCCCAAACCCAGACCCCCUCCCCCACCAUCCUUUACCUGUGGAAAUCUGUUGUGGGGAGCUUGGGAGGAGCCUUGGCACUCCACCAGGACACCUGGCCGCCCCACCCCACAGUAGCAGGAGGGAGGGAGGGAGGCGGGGGGGGGGGGGAGGGGCAGGCCAGCCUGCGCUGCCUGGAUCUGGGAGGGUGUGGAGCUCUCACAAGAGCCUUCUACAAUGGGGGGCCCCCAAACUCACCCGCCUUCCAAAAUCCUGAGCCCUGUGAAAGCCACUGUGCCACUCCCCAUCCCAACACACACACUCUCCGGGAUCCCUGGACGAUGACGUAAUAGUGAAAGCAGAGUGGGGGGUCAACCUCAAGCCCCAGGAGCCUGGCAUGGGUCUGAGGGCUGAGUAAAAAGCUUUAGUGCCUCCGGGGCCCUUGCAGGGAGGUGGUGCCGACAACAGCCCCAGGCGCUCUCCUCUCUUGAGGCAGCCUCCAGGGCUCUGCUGGGUGCCGGCCCGGAGCACAGAGAAGAGACCACGACUGCCCCUGGCUUUGGGGAGCUUGACAGGGUCUCUGCUCAGAAGGAAGGAGGGGUGGCAGGAAACCCAGCGGAACCGUCGGGCAGCUCGGGGCGUCCUUGGCCGGCCUGCAUGGCCCCCAGAGCGGGACGAUGCCUCGUGUUCCACCCGACCCACCGGUCCCAGCAUCUCCCCCCUCCCCCCCAGCCUUUUCCCUGUGAAUCUGCCCCGUGUGAGCGGAUCACCUUUUCCACUGAGCCCCCGACUCCGGGGCGUGUGGGAGGGGAAGCGCCAGGGUUCCGAUGGGGGUCUGGCCCCCUCCCUUCCCCGCCGAAGCUUCCCACACGUGAGGAGGACGAGGAGGGGGAUGUCGCACAUCGCAGCGGUGUCGCUAUGUCUGUAGGGAAGCCGUCGAGCAGCCCUUUCCAGCGCUCUCCCCCUCUUCUCCCACCGCAGCACUUACAUGGCUGUGAGAGACGGCCGGGAAUUCCCGUCCGAGGCCUCUCCGGCGCGACCCUUUCAGAAAUGUUGUCGCGGCUGGACAACGCCCUGUGUAUAUUCUGUGUAUGUAUAGCAACACGUUUCAUGUAUGGAAAUAUGUUCUCGGAAUAUUUAUUUACUAAUAUAUUUAUCUUAAGCCGUGUCUCCUGUUGAGCGUGACGUUACUGCAGGAACUCACCGAGGCCCGCAAAUACGCGACGUUUCGCUCCCCACUUCUGCCCAUCCGCCGACCAGAAACACGACUUAACCAAGCCGCGUGUCGUCUUCUACCAUUUUUGUAACAAAGUGUACAAAAGACUGUAAAAAAAAUACAAUUUUAUCAAGUAUGUA